ACCCUUUCUUUUUCAGAAGUGUAAAAUGAUUCACAGCUUCUGACUGGAGUUCAUCUACUUUAACAGACCGCAGAUGCGACAUUGAGCCUGUAGAGGACGCUCAUUGCUUACUUUACAACAUUUAAACCAGCACAGAAACAGCCAGUUAUUUAUUUUUUAAAUUGAAUUGUUUUGUUGGUGCAAUUAAAUAUCUGGAUCCAGCUUGAUUCAAUGUCUUCUUCAUCUUAUGUCCAAAUUUCCAGUCUGGUGAGUUUGCGGUCCAGUCAAGCACACCAAACACCAUGGUCAUUUAACCAACUAGUGGUGCAUUUAGCAGCAUGGGCAGGUACCAAAUCCUGCUGGAAAAUGAAAUCAGCAUCUUUAAAAAGCAGAAGGAAGCAUGAUGUGCUCUAAAAUUUCUUGGUAAACGGGUGCAGUGACUUUGGUCUUCAAAAAAACACAGUGGACCAACACCAGCAGAUGACAUUGCACACCGAAUCAUCACAGACUGUGGAAACUUAACACUGAACUUCAAGCAAACUUGUGCUAUGAGCUUCUACACCCACCUUGGUUUCCAAAUGAAAUACAAAACUUGUUCUCAUCUGAAAAGAGGACUUCGGACCAUUGUGCAACAGUCCAGUUCUUCUUCUCCUUAACUCAACUAAAACGCCUCUGAUGUUGUCUGUGGUUCAGGAAUUGCUUAAUACGACAACUGUAGCCAAGUUCCUCGACACGUCUGUGUGUCAUGGCUCUUGAUGCCUUGACCCCAGCCUCAGACCAUUCCUUGUGAAGUUCACGUAAAUUCUUGAAUAGAUUUUGCUUAACAGGUUGGUUGGUUGUGCAUCUUUUUCUUCCACACUUUUUCCUUCCACUCAACGUUUUGUUAACAGGCUUGGAUUCAGCCCUCUGUGAACAGCCAGCUUCUUUGGCAAUGAAUGUUUGUGGCUUACCUUCCAUUAUAUCCACAUUUAAAAGAUUAAACGUACAAAAGAUAAGGUUACUGGCCAAGCAACAGGAACAGUUUAAUACCUUUUUUUAUUAACACACUAACCCCAACAUAUAAUUAUGUGGCAUGAACACCAGAAAAACCUGAUUAUCUGCUUCAUCCAGCAUAAAUUCUUAAGUAGGCUGAACUCCUGAAUUCCACAGGUGUCUAAAUCACAGACUUCUACUUCCUCUGUAGUGCCAAGUGUUGUGUUUUUCGCAUUUGUUUGGUUGGGUGCUUAAACAUUUACCCUCACCCCAUGCACCAGUACCUUGUAGAACAACCUUUGGCAGGAAAUUCCAGCAUUUCUUCUAGUAUAUGCUGUAGUCUAUUAGCUUUGCAGAUAUGGAAGCUUAUAUACCUUUUUCCCAGCAGCAAGUUUUAUCCUGUUGUUCCAUCCAUUAUGAGGAUGGUGCUUUAUGUUGAUCAGUAGAGAUUGUUUUCCACCAAGUUCUUUGUCCCAGUGUUAAAACAAUGUAAGAUUUAGUCACGAUUGCUGAUUUUCACAUGAUGUGUUUUCUCAAUAAUGGAUUUUUUCUUACCACUUUUCCGUUAAACUCAAUAUGGAUGUCAUGUGUACAACUUCUCUCAUCUUGUGGAUCUCUCUAACGCCUUCAGACUUACCCUUGGCCUCUUGGAUGGUUCUCUGAACAUCCUUAUUACUGUCACUAUCUUUUGAUGGACAGCCUGUGACAAUUAUUUUAAUGGUGACGUGUUAAAAGAUUAAGGGAUUUUUAUGCAAGGCACUGUACGUUUUUGUCCCUUUCGAAUAUCUUUUCAUAUACGAUCAUUUCCUUGCAAUUCUUCCAGGAGUAUUUUGUCAAUGAUUUUACAUACUGUAGGUGUGACAAAUAAAAUGUAUAAUAGUUCAGGAGGUACAGCAAUCUGCUGUUGUAGUAACAGUUAGUGAACACAGUUAUGCUGUAACAAAAAACAAUCGCAAUAAUCACAAACAUGGGACUGCUAGUACAGCACGUCCACAACAAUACACAGUAUUGUCUUUUAUACCUUUUUAUUUAUUUUAUCUUUUUAAUGUUGGCAUGAACACUUAACACACGUGGGCGAGAGUGACUUUUAAAGGCCACAAGCCACCUAUAUUGUCUCCUUUCCAGUUAUGAAACUGCUGAUUGUAUCAUUGCAUGUGUGUUGAUUAGACUUCACACACAGGAAGAACCUGGUAAUGAUCAUUUGUUUUUCACUAUGAAGUGUGUGCAUCUAUUACACUAGUGUCACCCGUGGAGUCUUUCACACUCAUAAGCAGCUGCCUGUUUGCUACAACUUAGUGGAUUUAUCUUCAGAAAAAGGCCAACAUAUCAAACAUGGAGUAUGAUUACAGUUACCUCGGGAACUAUACAGAAUUUUUUAGCUCCUCCCCAUGUAUCAAUUCCCUGAGUGAAGUAAACGGCAGUGUGGUUGUGAUCGGCUACAUCGUUGUAUUCUUCUUUGGUCUCAUGGGGAAUAGUUUGGUGAUGAUUGCCGUGUGCACCAUGAAAAAUCACAGAACAUCUACAGACGUGUACCUGAUGCAUUUGGCCAUCGCAGACCUGCUCUUCUCACUCACGCUGCCAUUCUGGGCCGUCUAUAUCAACGAAUCCAAUUGGGUUUUUGGCACUUUUCUGUGUAAGUUGAUCUCGGGUGUCCAGGAGUUGUCGUUCUACAGCUGCGUCUUCCUGAUGGCAUGCAUUAGCAUUGACCGCUACAUGGCCAUCGUCAAAGCUACUCAGUUCCUCUCAAAGCAGAUCCAUGUAGUGAGGUUAGUGUGUCUGUUUGUAUGGAUAGGGGCUGCUGUUCUGUCCAUUCCUAUUGUGGUUCAGCGAGAAGCACUGCAAAUUAACAACUCUGAUAUAACGCGUUGCUACGAAAACGUAACAGCGAAUACGAUGGACAAUUGGCGUGUGGGACUACGAGUCGUUCGUCACAUCCUUGGCUUUUUCUUUCCACUUGCAGUCAUGCUGGUCUGCUACGGUUGCACGGUUGAAACUCUGUUUCGUUCACGUAAUAGCCAAAAAACAAAAGCAAUGAGAGUGAUCUUUUGUGUGGUUUUGGCUUAUGUCAUCUGCUGGCUGCCCAAUAAUGUGGCUGAGUUUGUAGACACACUGUUACGAGGUGGGCUGAUCAGUGACACGUGCUCUACACGAGAUAAUCUGGAGGUGGCCAUGUAUGUCACUCAGGCUUUGGCCUUUAUGCACUGUGCCAUCAAUCCCAUUCUCUACGCCUUUGUGGGCAAGAAGUUCCGGAACCAUCUGCUGGCUUUAUUCUUGAAAAAGGCACUGGUGACCAGAGCAACGUUUAGUCGCUACCGAGCUGGCUCAAUCUACAGCUCAGGAAGCACCAGACACUCUUCUGUCACGCUAUAAAGCUUCCAUUGAUUUUUACACCUGUUUUGAAGUAGAAUAGAAGAUUUCCCACAUUAUGUGCUCACCUCAGUAGAACUUUCUGCAGAUCACAGACAUCAUAAGUUCAUAUAUGAAAAUAUGGGCAUAAUUAAUUACUGUAUGUAAAGAAAUAAGAGCAACUAAGUGGGUAUAAAUUGGGUGGGGCUUUGAGUUCAUAAAUAGUUCAAGCUAUGUUGUUAAAUAAAGACAUUAUUUUCAUUCGUUAUCUUUUAUUUUCAAAUAAUUUGUUAGCCAGCUAGCUAACAUUAGUGACCUUGACAAACAUUGAGAGGAAGUCACAUAAUCUCACUGCUAACACGGCAACUAUAACACAGGUAUAUUCAUAGUUUUUCCUAAUCUAUAAUGCUAAUAGAAGCUUGAUAGCAUGAUCAAACCUGACAUGAUUGUUGACAUUUUUCAGGCAUAAAUAUUUGUAAUCUAUAUGGCUAACUGCACUUAGCUAGCUAUCAGGAACAAAUAGCAUUUUUUAAAUCAUAUUCAUAAAUGUUCAUCAUCUCUACUGCAAACUUUAGUUAACUAGUGACAAACCUGACAGCAAUUCUCAGAGGAUUUUUCAAUGUUGUUCAUAAAUAUUUCUAAAAUAUUUACUACCAUAGUAAAACUGGCAUUAUCCUGGUAUUAUUUUAAGUCAUUAUGAUAAAUGUUGUUUAUAUAACUUGACAGAUUUCUCUGUGGAAGUCAUAUUCAUAAAUGUUUCUAAUCUAAAAGCUAAUAGUUAUUAGAUAGCUAAAAUAAGAGACAGGAUUUCUGAGUCUUUUAAGUUGCAUUAAUAAAUUUUAAAUAAAGUUAUCUAAUGUGAGAAUUUUUUGUUAUGUUUAUCAAUGUUUCUAAUCUACACAGCUAAUAGCAGUUAGUUAAACUAACAUAAUAUUUUCCAGAUAGGAUUGUUUUUUUUUCAUAUUAACAAAUAUCCAUAAACUUUAUCGCUAAUAGUUGCUAGCUAGCUAACAUGAACAAACCAGACAUGAUUUCUGGAGUUUUUUUAAUCUAUCCAGCUAACAAUGGCUAUAUUUUAUGAUAAUAUAAAUAUUUAUAAUAUAUAAAUAUUUUAUGAUAUAAUUUUGUAUAUGAACUCGAAGCCGUGUUGGUCUGCAGACAGAUAAUUCUGGCUCAGCGUUCCAUGCGUUCCAUUUUUUUUUUUUCACUUUAAAAU
Molecule: messenger RNA, 4513 nt
Organism: Tachysurus fulvidraco (yellow catfish)
Lineage: Eukaryota; Metazoa; Chordata; Actinopteri; Siluriformes; Bagridae
Gene: cxcr2
Product: chemokine (C-X-C motif) receptor 2
Exons: 3
Coding region: 2284-3321 (345 amino acids)
Biological process (GO): neutrophil chemotaxis; G protein-coupled receptor signaling pathway; immune response
Cellular component (GO): membrane
Molecular function (GO): chemokine receptor activity
Source: RefSeq, a predicted model, not a curated record